GUCUCUCUUUCUCAAAAAAGAAAAGAAAAGAUUACAGUCCCUUUUAAUGACCCAUUUGGGUCGUCGUCACCACAGAAUAUUCAACGCAUUACAGAUAGAUGGCAUAUAUAUAUAUACACACAUAUUUUACGAAGCUCUCAUUAAAUCCACCAAUCUAAAACCAUACAGAAGGAAGAAAAAGACUGUUUUGUUUUGUUGUAUUUCUUACUUCCUUGGAUGGAGAAAACAAGAAAAUGAAGAAUCCAUCAGAUGAAGAAAACAUAAUCAGCAGCAGCAAGGCCUCAAGUUCUUGGAGAAACCAUAUCAGCAUCAGCAGAAUAGGGCUUGUGUUCGUAGGAUCACUUGUUGCAGUUUCAUGCUUUCUCUCCUACAAAUCAGCCUACCAUUUUCAAUUCUUACCCACCUCCUUCCGUUCCUCCUCCUCUCCAGCUCCUGUCUCUCCUGAGAAGCUUGAUGUGGAAUUAGAGAAGGUUUUGAGAGCAGCAUCAAUGGAGGAUAACAAGACAGUGAUAUUGACAACUUUAAAUGAUGCAUGGGCAAAGCCUGGGUCUGUAAUUGAUGUGUUCUUGGAGAGCUUCAGGAUUGGGAACAAUACAAAUGGGCUCCUAACUCAUUUGGUAAUAGUAACAUUAGAUGAAAAGGCACAUUCACGUUGCCUGGCAAUACAUCCACACUGCUAUGCUCUUGUUACCAGAGGCCUUAAUUUUACACAAGAGGCUUUUUUCAUGACCCCAACUUACUUGGAAAUGAUGUGGGCAAGGAUCGAAUUUUUGGCUACUGUUCUUGAGAUGGGUUACAGCUUUAUCUUCACGGAUGCAGAUGUGAUGUGGCUACAAAAUCCAUUUCCCCACUUCUACCCAGUUGCAGAUUUCCAGAUAGCAUGUGAUAAUUAUUGGGGUAACUCUUCUGAUAGAAACAAUAUGCCAAAUGGUGGGUUUAACUAUGUUAAAUCUAAUACUCCCACAAUUCAAUUUUACAAGUUUUGGUACUUCUCUAGGACACAGUACCCAGGGAAGCAUGACCAAGAUGUGUUGAACAUGAUCAAAUUUGAUCCAUUCAUUGAUAAAAUUGGGUUGCAAAUGAGGUUCUUAGACACAGCUUACUUUGGUGGGUUCUGUGAACCAAGCAAAAACUUCAACUUGGUGUGCACAAUGCAUGCAAAUUGUUGUUUUGGUUUGGAGCAUAAAGUUUAUGAUCUUAAACUUGUGCUUGAAGACUGGAGACGGUUUAUGUUAUCCCCACCAAAUGUAAAAGCAUCUUCUUCAUUCUCUUGGAGAGCUCCUGAUAAAUGCAGGUUACGAUAGAAGAUUAAACAGAAGAAUAAUGAUCAACAAUGUCUGUCUUUGAUCAUUUUUCAGACAAAUGGAUAUGGUAUGUUUCUCCAAUGUUUAUUGAUAAGAACAAUAACAAAAUUAUCUUCUAUAAAUCUUAUGAUCAAGAAACUAUAUUCUUAUGUUGA
Ricinus communis (castor bean) is the source of this 1459-nucleotide messenger RNA. RefSeq lists its product as uncharacterized. The coding region runs from base 234 to 1304 and encodes 356 amino acids. NCBI's taxonomy places the organism in Eukaryota, Viridiplantae, Streptophyta, Magnoliopsida, Malpighiales, Euphorbiaceae. The record is from RefSeq and is a predicted model, not a curated record. The transcript is spliced from 4 exons.